GGGCAGACCAGCUCUGCUAGUUGUUUACAACUUACAGAUUACAUAAAGCUAAAGUAGCAAUUUUGCUAGCAAGCUAACCUAAGGCUAACUGCUGACAUUAUGUACAUAAGUGCUUUGUAGCAAACAGACCUGUGUCAUUGUUGUGCACGUGGCCUUCCACAAAAAUAUUUUGCCGUUAAUUAAUAACCGUAGUGCACAUAUGUCAAAGUCAAGGCCCGCGAAUGAAUUAUCUAUGGCCCCCAGGAUGAUAUUUGAUUAGCAUCAGAACCGGCCUGCGGGCUGUAGCAGCCCCCUGGUGUUUUGCACGCAUCAAUACUACAUUUCCCACAAUGCAACGGUAACCCGCGAACUCACUGCAGUGCAGCAAGCGGACCUCGGCCUCAUCAUUCAUCAGCAGUCAGAGCAGAUGUCAACUUUAAGCUACCUCCUCCCCAAAAAAUGGCUAAACAGAAGGUGGAUGCUGAGAACAGGGGGUUUCAAGCUAGGAGGGAGGCAGAGUACAUGUUCACUAAGGUAAAUGGCAAACCUGUGUGUCUUCUGUGUGGAGAAAGUUUGGUUGUAAUGAAAGAAUACAAUCUAAGAAGGCACCAUGAAACGUCUAAGAAACACACAGACAAAGACAAGAAUAUGGACACGGAACAAAGGCUACAGAAGGUGGAAGAAUUAAAACGAGGUCUUAGGUCCCAGCAGACUCUGUUCACAAAAGCAAAAUCACAAAGCGAAGCUGCUGUCAAGGUGAGUUUUAUUAUGGCAGAAGAGGUCGCAAAAUCCGCCCGGCCAUUUACAGAGGGAGAGUUUAUCAAAAACUAUAUGCUUAAAGUUUGUGACGCAGUGUGCCCAGACAAAAGGCAACUAUUUUCAAACGUGAGCCUAAAGGGAAAAGAUUUCAUCGCAUAUUCCCUUGCUGUGGAUGAGAGCACCGACACAUCUGACAUUGCCCAGCUGAGCAUAACAGAAGAGCUUUUGGCAUUACGUCCUAUGCAUGGCACAACUACAGGACAAGAUCUGUAUGAAGAGGUAUCCAGAUGUGUAAAUGAGAUGGGCCUGCCUUGGGAAAAACACGGAGCACCCGCGAUGUGUGGGCACAGGAGUGGACUGGUGGCAAGGAUGCGUGAGAGGAUGCGUAAGGAAAACGUCACAGGUGAGCUGACAGCUUAUCACUGCAUAAUACACCAGGAGUCGUUGUGUGGCAAAGCCUUGAAAAUGGAACAUGUAAUGAGCACCAUAACGCGGGCAGUUAACUUCAUCAGAGCAAGAGGUUUAAAUCACCGCCAGUUCAAGGCAUUUCUGGGCGAGUUAGAUACAGAGUAUGGUGACUUGCCCUAUCACACAGAGGUGCUAUGGCUAAGCCAGGGAAAGGUGCUACAAAGAUGUUUCGAGCUGCGUGAGGAGAUCUGUCUGUUCAUGGAAAGCAAAGGGAAAGACACAACAGAGCUGCGAGAUGAAACUUUUCUGUGUGAAAUGGCAUUUCAGUGCGACAUCACGAGUCAUCUGAAUGUGAUGAACCUGCAGCUGCAGGGACGGGGGCGUGUCAUCUCUGAUAUGUACAGUACAGUGCAGGCGUUUAAAACCAAGCUGAGUCUGUGGGAGACGCAGAUGCGUAAAGAAAACUUGAGCCACUUUCCCAGUUGCCAGACCAUGAAAGAGAGGCUCUCUACGGCUGUGUUCCCGAGUGCACAGUUUGCUGACAAACUCAACAUACUGGCCGCCGACUUCCGACGCCGAUUUGCUGACUUUAAAGCCCAAAAAUGCAGGUUUCAACUGCUCGGCAAUCCUUUUGCAGUUGACGUGGAAAGCGCACCACCAAACCUACAAAUGGAGUUGAUUGAGCUUCAGUGCAGUGACACACUGAAGGAAAAGUAUGAGAAAGUGGGUGCUGCUGAGUUUGCACGUUUCAUCCCCGACACAAGGGCCGAGCUGCGCAUCCAAGCUGCUCAGACGCUCUCUAUGUUUGGCAGCACAUACCUGUGCAAACGACUGUUCUCUUUGAUGAAGCUAAACAAAACAUCACACAGGAGCCGUCUUACUGAUCAGCACCUCCACUCAAUCCUGAGGAUUUCCUCAGCUCAGAGCCGUACCCCGAACAUUGAUGAACUUGUACAAAAGAUGAGACACCACCAAGUAUCAGGCUCAUCCUUAGACAAGUGAGCAUCACAGAGCAUUAACGUAUUUUUAGUUUUUAAUUCAUUUUUUAAUACAUUUGUUUCUACAAGACAUGUGAUUUUUCUUUGAAGGAAGUAUUGUUUUCUCUGUGUGCAAUAUAUUUUUGCAUUUUAUUUUAUUUUAUUUAUUUAUUUAUAUUAUUUUUCAGUUAAUGGACUCAGGGGAAGAUGCAGAUAAGAGCCAUGAGAAAGAAUACAACUGAUUUGAUUUAUUCUAUAUUUUCUCAUUUUACUAUUUGAAGCAGUAAUUUAGGAUAAUAGAGCAGCAUAGUAUAGCAUUUUCAGUUCAUAAUGCAUGCAGUUUCAUUUAUGCAUUUAUUUUGAUAUAAGGAACAUAUUUUGUCUUUGAAGGCAGUUUGUUCUUGUCUGUGUGCCUGCUGAAAAAUGUUUUCCCUUUAACUUACUGACAGAGCCAUAAAAAAUAUUUGAUUAUUAAUUUAAUCAUUAAAUAAUACAGUGUUACUGUAGGUCUUGGUACAAUAGGCUACGUGCAAUCAUUUCAAUAUGUUUUAAUAAACAUUGAACCAGUCCGGCCCUCGGAUUAUAGCCAAUUUUUUUUUUUUUUUGGCCCUCUGUGUAUUUGACUUUGGCAUACCUGCCGUUGUGUGUUAAGAGUUUGCAACAUGCUAUGUUUUGUAUUUGGGGCUAUGGGAGAAAUAAUUUCUGUAUCAUUCCAGGAUUUUAACAUCUCCAACAACUGUGCAGAAUGCAAGAAACUGUCACACACAGCUUGUUAAAGCAAAGAAAAAAAAGAUCUUUUUUUUUCUAAAUUGACAAAAGAAAGAGACUCCUUGUUAAAACUGCUGUCAAAAUGUAAAAGCCAUGCCAUCAGACUAUACAAUAACAACUGUUAAAUCACCCACUCCAUCAGUAGUUUACGUAGUAAUCUUCUCUGAUUAAUAUUUGUGCAAACUCUGCGAUGUUUAAAUAUUUAUACAAUAUGCAGUAGCUUUUCUGUGCAACAUUUGUGCAAACUGUUGCAACAUUUAUAUUUAUACAACAUGCAAUAUCUCUUCCAAUGAAACUAUAUUAUGGAUCUGUCACGUUGUUACUGUUUUUUUUUUGUCUCAUUAGACAAGAAGAAAAAAUGUGCUCGGACAGAUGAAGAUGUCUUAAGAAACUCAGACCAACAGAUUAACUCAGAAAAAGGAAAAGCAUAAAACGGAAGAGAAAGACAGACGUAAAAAGGGCAGAUUGUGAAAAGGUACAAGAGGAACUUGCAGGUAUUCAGGAGAGGGAAGAACUUGAGGUCUUCCUACAAAGCUGUUGCACUAGAUAGGAACACAGUGGUUGCUAGUGCUGCAAUCGCCAAGCUUGCCAUUGUGUCACCCAAAAAAUGUGAUGAAGUCAUACAAAGCUUCUCCAGAGGACACAGUUUAAGUUAAUUUUGUCUGUAAGUGUUCAGAUGCACUGAGCAGUGACCCUGCACUUUAAUUAAAAGUUGACGAUAUAAAAAGAAAUGGAAGGCUUCUUCCCAUAGUCAGGAGAAUGGUAAAAUUACGUGUGGGGAAUCGCAUAAAGCAGGCGUUAAAGAAAAACAAACACUGGUAAUGUCUCCACUUAGCAGACAGGCAUUCAUGUUACCAUGUUUUGCUGUGGUAAGGAGUUUUGGUUUGGUUAUGUUGAUUUUUCAAAAACGGCAGACCUGUUAUGUUACUACAGUAGAUUUUUUUUUCAUAUUUGCAGAAAUAGUAGUAACACUUGUUAGUGUGAACAAUGUGAUGUUUGUUUGCAUAUUGUUGCAAUAAAUGCUUAUUCUAAGACAUUGUUUAUCAUAUUUGGACAUUAUUGUUUAUUAUUGGUGUUUGACUGUGAAGCAACUUAACUGCUGACUUUUCCCUUACUUCAGAAAAUGAUGAUAGUGGUUCACACUUUAGAUUAGGGGGAUGCAAAAAUGUUUGUAUGUGACUUGAAGAUGGUUUAUAAAAUUAGGCUAGAUCUACCAAUGAUUUGAAACACAUUUACAAAGAAUGAAUAGUUCACACUUUAGAUCGGGGUUAUGCAAAAAGGUUUGUAAGUGUCACGAUCCGGUUCAGGACCUAAGGACUCAGGUUGUCAUCAAUGUCAUGUUUUGUAUCCAGUUUUCAUUUCCGGUUUUAUUUUGGUAGCACUCCCGGUUUCUGUUUCUGUUCUUGCUUUACUUCCUGUUUACCCGAUGUCACAGCUGUUCCCUGUCAGUACCGGUCCUCAUUAUCCACACCUGCACAUCAUCUGCAAUUAGUCCACCUUGUAUUUAAGAUCCACCUCUCACCCUUGUAACUCUCCAGAUUGUUGGGUCAUAGCACCACUAUCCAGCGUUCCAGUCUGGUUGUUUCGUGUUGUUGGUCUUGCCUGCUUUUGAUCGCCAAUUGCUGCCUGAUCCUCCUCGGUACUUUCGCCUGGAUUGUGACAUAUGCCCGACCGUCUGACCAGUGAGUUUGUCUAGCCCUUAUCUGUACCGUUGCUGAGUCUCCCCGUGUACCGAACCACUGCUGCCUCCUGGACCUGAUUUCGCCCGCUCCUCAUCUGUACCUUACGCUGAGAUAUCCUGUGUAUGACCUGGACUGUAUGACGUUGACGCAAUAAACCCUG
Betta splendens (Siamese fighting fish) is the source of this 4733-nucleotide messenger RNA. Its product is annotated as general transcription factor II-I repeat domain-containing protein 2-like. NCBI's taxonomy places the organism in Eukaryota, Metazoa, Chordata, Actinopteri, Anabantiformes, Osphronemidae. The record is from RefSeq and is a predicted model, not a curated record.